Messenger RNA from Uncinocarpus reesii 1704, 414 nucleotides. RefSeq lists its product as uncharacterized. The transcript is spliced from 2 exons. NCBI's taxonomy places the organism in Eukaryota, Fungi, Ascomycota, Eurotiomycetes, Onygenales, Onygenaceae. The coding region runs from base 1 to 414 and encodes 137 amino acids. The record is from RefSeq and is a predicted model, not a curated record.
AUGAAUAACCAUCUUCUAGAGAAUGUUGCAGGCUCAGUGUGGUUAGUAAAUGAAAUAUUGAAGGCUUUAGAGACAUCAGCAAAUGAAGUAUUGCAGAUCCAGAAGACACCAGCUGAAGAGAGAGUUCAAAAGCAACAUCAGCAAGUGUGGCAUCUCAACACUGAAGUCUAUAAAAAGGAGAAUAAGCUUAAAAAUGAGGAAUCAAAGCAGAUGAUGCACUGGUCAUAUUUUCUGAAGUUCAACAAGAAGAAAAUCUUCAAUAUUAUUAAAAGUAUUCAGAUUCAAAAGAUGGUAGAGACUGACAAGAAUGAGAAUCCCAAUAUAAAGAUGCAUUGCUGCAAUGACAGUGAGAAGCUUCUCACUUAUUUUGUGAAGCAUUUCAUCAAAGACAGAUUUUUUGAUGUCUUCUAUUGA